Messenger RNA from Empidonax traillii (willow flycatcher), 2810 nucleotides. RefSeq names its product acidic nuclear phosphoprotein 32 family member E (gene ANP32E). The record is from RefSeq and is a predicted model, not a curated record. Gene Ontology annotation, cellular component: nucleus. Lineage: Eukaryota; Metazoa; Chordata; Aves; Passeriformes; Tyrannidae. Gene Ontology annotation, molecular function: phosphatase inhibitor activity; histone binding. Gene Ontology annotation, biological process: regulation of apoptotic process. The transcript has 7 exons. Bases 66 to 830 code for a protein of 254 amino acids.
CCCCCGCGGCCGCUCCCGGCCACCCUCCCUCGCCAGUGCGGAACCGCGGGAGGAGGGGGGGGGCGAUGGAGAUGAAGAAGCGCAUCAACCUGGAGUUGCGGAACCGGGCCCCCGAGAAGGUGACGGAGUUGGUGCUCGAUAACUGCCGGUCCAGCAACGGGGAGAUCGAAGGGCUCAAUGACUCCUUCAAGGAACUCCAGUUCCUCAGCAUGGCCAACGUCGAGCUGACGUCGCUGGCCAAGCUGCCCACGCUGAGCAAGCUCAGGAAGCUGGAGUUGAGCGACAACGUCAUUUCUGGAGGCCUGGAGGUCCUGGCAGAGCGAUGUCCAAAUCUCACAUAUCUAAAUCUAAGUGGCAACAAAAUCAAAGAUCUUGGCACUGUGGAAGCUCUUCAAAAUCUGAAGAACCUGAAGAGCCUUGACCUGUUCAACUGUGAGAUUACGAACCUGGAGGACUACAGGGACAGCAUCUUCGAGCUGCUGCAGCAGAUCACGUACCUGGACGGGUUCGAUCAGGAGGACAACGAGGCGCCCGACUCGGAGGAUGACGAUGACGAAGGGGAUGAAGAUGACGAUGAUGAUGAGAACGAAGCUGGGCCUCCAGGAGAAUAUGAAGAGGAAGACGAUGAAGAUGAUGGAGCUUCAGAUCUGGGGGAAGGUGAAGAGGAGGAGGAAGUUGGUCUUUCUUACCUGAUGAAAGAAGAGAUUCAGGAUGAAGAGGACGAUGACGACUACGUUGAAGGAGGCGAUGAGGAGGAAGAAGCAGAGGGCGUCCGAGGGGAGAAGAGGAAACGAGAGCCCGAGGACGAAGGCGAGGAAGAGGAGGAUUAAUCCGCAGGACCAGCCUCUCCAGUUACGGAAGACGCAAUAGUGAUUAUGCAGCUCUGUAUGUCCAUGUACCAUAGGUGUCCCGACAGAAAUCCUAUGUUAACUUUUUAUAGCAGAAGUGUGGUUUUACUAUUCCUGCCCCUUUUAUCAUUCCAGAUAAGCUCUGAUAGCCCGUAGGAACCUUCUGUAGAGAACAAUUUUCAGUCCUAUAAUCACUGAAGCCAUUGGCAAAUUCCCCCCCCCACUCCUCCUCCUCCCCACCAGACUUUUUCUUUGGAGCUCUUUAAUUUCGUACAAACUUGCUGUGUUGGUCAUCGUUAGCCCCGAGUCCAACCCCCCCCUUGCCCCAUGGGUUUAAUAUUGGGAACUUCCUUCAGGAUUUUAAAGUUUUUAUGCUUAAAAAGAUAAAUUGAACAACGCUCUGUGGCAAAUUUCACAGUCUCUUAAAUCAGUUGAUGCUGAGUUUUCCAGGGAUUCCACUGGAAACCCCCAACUAGAUGACACCCGUGUUUCAGGUUUUUACAAAGUGUCUCCCGUGAUAUUUUUUAAGGCUUCUCUCCAAUUUGGGUGUUCCAGGGUGAAGCCUCAGCGGGUUUCAGAAGAUCUUUUUGUUUUCCUGCUUGCUCCGAUGCUCAGUGUUUGGGGUAUUCGCUAGAUUCCUUCAGGGGUGUAUUUUGGCAAACAGAAAGAGUUGUGUUCCAUACAGGGUUGCAACCCAUAAAUUUUUCUCUCCCAAACCCAUUGUCACUGCAAGUAUUAACAAAGCAAUUAAUGUGUAGUUUUAACCCAUUUCGCUAGAAAUCUUUGUUAAACCUUCACUCACUUCGCUCUCGCAUUGUCAUUGUGGGAAUUCUGCACCAAUCAUGGCUAUAAAAUGUGUAAAAUAGAUGAAAUAUGCAUUUCUGAUGCAGAAGUGAACGGGUAACUCCUCCAAGCGCGUUGUUUUCCAACCCCUUUUCCCCCCCCCCAGCUUUUCUAGAACCGUUGAAGGGAAGGAUGAACCCAAGCUGGUCCUUCUCUGCACGUCACCUCUCAGACUGUAAAUCUGGCCGAAGGCGAAACGCUCAGUUCAACGUGUGACAGUCAGGAAUAUUCGGGGGUUUAUCUCGAGGUGCAGGGGAUGUGCAGAGAAGCUUUUCCCAGCAGCCUUUAAUGAUUCCCAACAGUUCUGCCCCGAUUGUACCACCUUUCCUGUCGGAAACAAGCCCCGACUUCCAGCGUUCCCCCUUCCGCCGCGGUCUGGGUUUCACGCAGCGCAGUCGUGGUUUCACGCCGACUGACGCCUCACGUAGGUCCUGAACCAAAUAUCACACACAGCUUUAUUCCAGAGACUUAUUUUUGUAUCUGUCCUGGCUGCCGAGAGCUGCCGGAAACUGGGGAGAGCCCGCGGGUAGGAAGAGGGAGAUCCCUGGGCCUGAGUCAGUCCCCAUCGCCCGGUUCCCUGUGGAUGUUCCGUAGGAAUUGCCCACAGUAGUUCGAUGUGACCUCCGGCUCUUCAGUGGAGUGCAGAUCGUGCAGGGUUGAAGUUCUGCAAAGCCCCGUUCCCUCUGCGUGUGGUUUUUUCCCCCCCAACUAGAGCCUUAACUCCGGGUUUCUCCUGUAGCUGUGCAGUGGCCUCGGAGCGGAGUCAGGCGGGCGGUGGCACACUCGGGAACAGCUGACUCCUUGGGCUUUGUGUUUUUUUUAAGGAAUAUCUCCAAAAACGCUGGAAAAGUCAUGGUGAAACUUCCUUUGCGGCCACAACCGAGUCCUGUGUUUGUGAUGAGUCCUGGGUGGGUCAUUGCACAGUCCAUCAUGUCCUGGGGGCUCUGGGCGAGGCACUCGCUCCACGCUCAGCUUUGAGAGAAAAGGUGUUUCCCCAUCCUUUUGCUUAUUGUUUUUAGAUUGAAACCUGUUAUUUAUAAGUGUUGUCCGUUACAGCACCUCCCUGUCAGGGCUUUCCUUAACUCUCUGUUACCGAUGCAGAUAAAAUUAGUUUUAAAU